AUGAGUCAAGUAAUUUCUCAGCUGAUUGUCCAAGGAGAAACCGUUCCCGCCAGCAUUGACUGGUCCCCCUUCGCCUACAACACGCUCCUAAUCCCCACCGAUGCCGCGCUUAUCGCAAGCGGCCUUCUCGUCCAGCCGACAACCCCUGAAGAAGCACUCAGCCUCUUUAAAAGCGUCUCCUACAACAUCAUUAAGGGCAUGAAACCAUUCUCCCAGUUGAAGGCUCUUGCUGUUGGAAAGACCUUACAUUGCACAUGCGACAAGAGGGAGGGAGUUGGCAUGGCACAGCGCUGGAAGGGGCUGGAAUUGGGGGAGCCUUCCCCUCGGCCUCUCUCCUGCCUUCCCUGCCCUGACAUCCCGAUUCCCCCCGACCGAUCGCCCAUCCCCACCCCACCCCACCCCUGUCUUCUCCGCCCUGCUGUCCCCUCCCCUAACUCCUCUUGUAGCCGCCCACAGCCCAACCCCUGGUUCUCGAAGACUCGAACCAAGCCGACACCCGUGGCGCCGCCGACAACGCAGCAGAUAAUUAAGGAGCUAAAGGAGUUAAAGAACAAGCUAUCGAAGCGAUUCCAAUUCAUAAUCAUGAAUCAAGCAGUCGGUCAAAUUAUCGAGCAAGGAGCGACGGUUCCCGGUGACAUAGACUGGUCCCCCUUCUUUUACAACACGGUCUUAAUCCCCACCGACUUUGCGCUCAAGCAGAGUGGCCUCCUCAACGAGCCUAAAACCCCGGAAGAUGCAAUCAAUCUUCUGAAAAGCAUUUCCUACAACGUCGCAGGCAUGGAGGAGGACGAUCGGUCGAUCGCGGCGCCCGAGGGGAAGAACAAGGCGAUCGACUACGACAAGCUCGAGAGGGACGUGGACCACCAGCGAGAUGUGGCUCUCAAGGAGGGGAGGCUGACUGAAGCUCUUGACGCGUUGCUGGGCUUGGAGAAGCAGAUGCGCCUGGCUGCUGACGUGGUGGGGACGCGCACGGUGGCGGUGGCCAUUCUCAAGGUCUGCCACGAGGCAGCUGCGUGGAAGCUUCUCAACGAGCAGAUCGUGGCGCUGUCGAAGCGCCGAGCGCAGCUGAAGCAGGUCGUGGCAGCGAUGGUGCAGGAGGCCAUGAAGUACGUGGAUGACGCACCUGAUGACGUCAUCCGCGAGGAGCUCAUCAAGACGCUCAGCGGGGUUACAGCCGGCAAGAUCUAUGUGGAGAUAGAGAGGGCGCGCCUGGUGAAGCGCCUGGCGCGCAUGAAGGAGGCGGAGGGCAAGGUGAAGGAGGCCGCAGAGAUCAUGCAGGAGGUGGCGGUGGAGACUUUCGGAGCCAUGGCAAAAACAGAGAAGAUUGACUUUAUUCUGGAGCAGGUCCGCCUGUGUCUCGACUCUGACGACUUCAUGAGAGCACAGAUCCUCGCAAAGAAGAUCAGCCCGCGUGCAUUCGCCUCAGAGACCGUGGAGGCAGCUGAGAAGGCCAAGGCGGCAGAGGCUGCAGCGGCAGCGGGUGGCGAGGGGAUGGAUGAGGGGAAGAAGAAGCGGAAGGGCCCCAAGGAGGAGGGGGAGAUCCAGCCGGCUGCCCCUGAUGUGCCCACGCUGGUGGAGCUGAAGUUGAAGUUUUAUGAGCUCAUGAUUCGCUACUACACAAACACAAACGACUAUCUGGAGAUCUGCCGGUGCUACCAGAACAUUUACGACACGCCGGCUGUCAAGGCCGACCAGGAGCGCUGGAUCCCGGUGCUGAAGCGGAUCUGCUGGUAUCUCGUGCUGGCACCACACGGCAGCAUGCAGUCGUCUCUUCUCCACUCCACCUUCGCUGACCCUCACCUCCUCGACCUCCCCAAGUUCCGAGCGCUACUGAAGCUGUUUAUAACGAUGGAGGUGGUGGGGUGGCCGCAGCUGCAGGCGGAUUACAGUGCGGAGAUGCAGGAGGAGAAGCCCACCGUCUUCCUCAAGGACUCUGCUCUCGAGGACCUGCGCCUGCGCGUCAUCCAGCACAACAUCCUGGUGGUGUCCAAGUAUUAUGUGCGCAUCACCAUGGCACGGCUUGCCCAGCUGCUCUCCCUGACUGUCCUGGAGGCGGAGAAGUUUUUAUCAGAUAUGGUGGUGGAGAAGGUGUUGGUGGCUAAGAUUGACCGGCCGGCAGGGAUUGUCACGUUUGGCGAGAGGCAGGAGAGCGGAGUGCAGCUGUUGGAUAAAUGGGCGAGCGACAUUGCGAAGCUCCUUGACCUUGUGGAGACGAGCUGCCAUCACAUUCACAAGGAGGCGAUGGUGCACAAGGUGGUGCUUAAAACAUGA
Closterium sp. NIES-65 is the source of this 2271-nucleotide messenger RNA. The record is from the annotation of a GenBank genome assembly. Lineage: Eukaryota; Viridiplantae; Streptophyta; Zygnematophyceae; Desmidiales; Closteriaceae.